Molecule: messenger RNA, 1553 nt
Organism: Gossypium raimondii (Peruvian cotton)
Lineage: Eukaryota; Viridiplantae; Streptophyta; Magnoliopsida; Malvales; Malvaceae
Product: transcription factor MYB30
Exons: 3
Coding region: 72-785 (237 amino acids)
Source: RefSeq, a predicted model, not a curated record
UCGCAAGGAAGCUGAACCAGAGAGGGAGUCGACGGUGGGUGAGUGAGUGACUCAGUGAGUUGAAGGAAAACAUGGUAAAGAAACCUUGCUGUGAUAAGAGCGGGCUGAGGCAAGGAACCUGGACGGCGGAGGAAGAUAGAAAGCUAACAGCUUAUGUUACCAGAUAUGGCUGCUGGAAUUGGCGUCAACUCCCCAAGUUUGCAGAUGGUACUGUUUCAGGUCUGGCGAGGUGCGGGAAGAGUUGCAGGCUUCGAUGGAUGAAUUAUUUAAGGCCAAACCUCAAGAGGGGGAACUUCACCAAGGAAGAAGAUGAGACUAUCAUCACUUUACACGAAUCUCUGGGAAACAGGUGGUCAGCCAUUGCUGCCAUGUUACCAGGAAGAACAGACAAUGAAAUAAAGAAUCAUUGGCACACAAAUCUCAAGAAGCACGCUAAACAUAAGCCAUCAACCACGAAAUUACACGACAAAUACACCAACAAUCAAAACCUAAACGAUGAUCAUCUUCAAAUAAACCCCAUAAUUCCGCCAUUGAUCCUCGAAAGCUCACCACCACCACCAUUAUCAACCAAUACCCAAAGCUCCUUCACCACUACAGAUAACUCAGUUGAAUCGACCAAAGCUGACUCUGUUUCUGAUUUUUGGUCCGAACCAUUUCUGUUAGACAUUUUGUCGGACGAUUUGCCGACGAUGGGUGCAUCCGCAGGCUUUGAAUUUGAUCUUCUUGAUGGAGAAAUCUUAUCACCCUUCGGUUUCUACGAUCAUCUUGAACCCUUCAGCUUCUAAUAUCAAGUAUCGUAUAUGGGGAUUUAAUAUGGUCAAAUUAUAGUUUUAAUCCCUUCACUAUGUUUAAAUUUUGUUAAGUGGAGGUUGACUUUUUCUUAAGAGAUCUUCAAAGUGUCUUUCGUUCAAAACCAACAAAUCCAUCAACGGGUCGGUAUUAUCCCCGAGUUAAGAUUUUGUCUAUUGACUCCAUCAAGAGCCCGAGCUGAAGGUUUGAUUUGUUCCAUGCAUCACACACAGCCACCUACCAAGGGGGCUUGCGGGUCGUGCGCUUGAUAGGGUUUGAACCCUUGCCCUUUAUAUGCAAUCUAAGGGCAUUUAUACUACCAAGUGCAGGUGCAGGUGCAGAUGCAUGGCCCAAGUGCUCUUGAUUCGAGAAUCCCACCUCCAUCUUGUGCUAUCAACGGAGUCUGGAGACAAAACCCCGGCCCGACUCGAGGACAAUUCUAACUUGUUGAUUGGUUCAUCAACUUCAGAUGAACAAGACCUUGAAAACUUCUUCGAAAGGAGCCGGUCUCCUCUCAACAAAUUUAUAAUCUAGUCCCUAUAUUUUAAUUUAACAUAAUUUAGUUAUUUAUUUUUAUAAUGUCAUUAGUUAAUUCAAAUAGUUAGUAGCAUUAACCAUUCUGGUUAUUGUCUAUGAUUUUUCUUAAAAACAUCAUUUCCAACACAAAAUAUUCAUGUGAUCAACAUGAUAGGUUGGAAAACUUGUUUUUGAGAUUAACUAAUGACAUUAUAAAGGUAAAAGACUAAAUUCUAUCAGUUAUUAAA